AUGUACAUCAUAGACGAUGCUGAGAUUUCACUGACGGUUUUGAUAAAAGUGACAAUAGUUGAUGAAGUGAGCAUAUUUGAGCCAUUGGUUGAAGAAACUUUGUUUACUUCAUCUUUAGUUGGGGAGUAG
Molecule: messenger RNA, 129 nt
Organism: Funneliformis mosseae
Lineage: Eukaryota; Fungi; Glomeromycota; Glomeromycetes; Glomerales; Glomeraceae
Source: the annotation of a GenBank genome assembly